AUGAGAGUUCUUUGCGUCGCCGAGAAACCUUCUAUCGCAAAAGCCGUUGCGGGCCAUCUCUCGGGCGGUCGAGCUCAAAGUCACAAUACACCCGAGAAAUACAUCAAGAACUAUGUUUUUGACUAUGAUUUUGGGCAUCCCUGGGGCCAGUGCCAGGUUACCAUGACUUCUGUACUCGGUCAUAUUACCUCAGCCGUUUUCCCUGCCGAGUAUAAGAGCUGGGAAUAUCCACCACCCGAACGCUUGUUCGACGCCCCUGUGAAUAUCAUCAUAUCCGAGGACAAAACGAAAGUGGCGGACAACAUCGAGAAGCAGGCACGCUACGCCAACGCAUUAUGCAUAUGGACCGAUUGUGAUCGAGAAGGCGAACACAUAGGCUACGAGAUAUGCGAGGCCGCUAAGAAGGGCAACAGGACUCUGGAUAUUAAGAGGGCCAAGUUCAGCAAUAUCGAGAGAGCGCACAUCUUGAAUGCAUCCCGCAACCUCAUCAAUCUUGAUCAUAAGCAAGUUAACGCAGUAGCGUCCCGUAUCGAACUGGAUCUCAGGAUAGGAUACGCGUUUACUCGAUUCUUGACUACGAAUAUAAGAACACUGGGUGGGCCCCUUCAAAGGCUUGUUGUAAGCUAUGGAUCUUGUCAAUUCCCAACCCUGGGAUUCGUGGUAGAUCGGUAUUUCAAGGUGAGAAAUUUCAAGCCGGAGCCGUUCUGGAGCAUCAAAGUCAUGCACAAACGAGAAGGCAUAGACGUCAAUUUCAGUUGGUCACGUCAUCGCCUCUUUGAUAGGGCUUCGGUAGUCGUUCUUUACGAGAGAUGUCUUACGGCGAAGAUGGCCAAGGUGGUUAAGGUCCAGGAGAAACCUACGAAGAAGUGGAAGCCGUUGCCCCUGACCACGGUUGAGUUGCAGAAGAUGGCAACGAGAUUUCUGCGUAUGACAGGUCAGCAAGCCAUGGAGGCUGCGGAAAGCCUCUACAAUAAGGGUUUCAUCAGCUACCCCAGAACGGAAACCGACCGCUUCGAUUCCGGUAUGAAUUUACGCGCGUUGGUUCAAAAGCAGACGCAAUCCGAUUCCUGGGGCGAAUUUGCGCAGAAUCUAGUCAAUGGAGGAUUUCAACAGCCGCGACAAGGUCGAAACGACGAUAAAGCGCACCCCCCCAUUCAUCCUAUCACCUUUGUAGCACCGCCAGUCCUAAACGAUAGAGAAAAGAAAGUCUACGAGUUCGUUGUUAGACGCUUCCUAGCCUGCUGCUCGGAGGAUGCCAAGGGUGUCGCCACAGACGUCGAUAUCCUAUACGGCGAAGAAUCCUUCCAUGCCCAUGGCGUUGUCGUGCUAGAGCGAAAUUACUUAGACGUAUACGUCUACGACAAGUGGACCGGGACUGUGCAGCUUCCCAAAUUCACUGUGGGCGAAGUCUUCGAGCCUACCGAAGCUCUUAUGACGGAGGGCAAGACCGCGGCGCCUAAUUAUCUUACUGAAGCUGAUUUAAUUGCUCUCAUGGACGCCAAUGGAAUCGGAACAGAUGCUACAAUGGCCGAACACAUCCAGAAAAUUCAAGAAAGAGAAUAUGUCCGUACUGUGCCUCGAGCUUCCCGCCCAGCAGACGAGGGCGAAGAGGAUGAUGAUGCUCCGGCCGCGCGGGGAGGACGCGGUAGCCGAGGUGGCCGAGGUGGCCGUGCCCGGGGAGGUCGAGGCGGAGGACUUACAGCCAGCACUAGAGGGGGAAUUAUGGAGUUUAUCCCAACGCAGCUAGGUGUAGCCCUGAUCGAAGGAUUUGACAGAAUGAACUUCGAGACCAGUCUUGGGAAACCGUUUUUAAGAAAAGAGAUGGAACUGAAAAUGAAGGCCAUUUGCGAAGGUCGUACCACCAAAGAGGUCGUCCUAAGCGAGAGUAUUCACCAAUAUCGUCAAGUCUACAUGCAAUCAAAGGAAAAGCUGACGGUUCUCAAAGCAGCAUGUCGGCAGUAUAUCUUCCAACAAAAUGGCGGCUGA
Annulohypoxylon truncatum is the source of this 1986-nucleotide messenger RNA. RefSeq names its product prokaryotic type I DNA topoisomerase. Lineage: Eukaryota; Fungi; Ascomycota; Sordariomycetes; Xylariales; Hypoxylaceae. Gene Ontology annotation, cellular component: nucleus. The transcript has 6 exons. Bases 1 to 1986 code for a protein of 661 amino acids. Gene Ontology annotation, molecular function: DNA binding; DNA topoisomerase type I (single strand cut, ATP-independent) activity. The record is from RefSeq and is a predicted model, not a curated record. Gene Ontology annotation, biological process: DNA topological change.